This is a messenger RNA of Diospyros lotus (date-plum), 2025 nucleotides long. RefSeq names its product serine--tRNA ligase. Gene Ontology annotation, molecular function: tRNA binding; serine-tRNA ligase activity; ATP binding. The record is from RefSeq and is a predicted model, not a curated record. Gene Ontology annotation, biological process: seryl-tRNA aminoacylation. Gene Ontology annotation, cellular component: cytosol. Lineage: Eukaryota; Viridiplantae; Streptophyta; Magnoliopsida; Ericales; Ebenaceae. The transcript is spliced from 10 exons. Bases 452 to 1804 code for a protein of 450 amino acids.
AUUUUUCCCAGCCCACUUGCUACAAAAACCCUUCUCUUCUCCUUCCUCUCUCGACCUCGCUCUCGCUCACGGCUCACCCCCGCUGCCUCUCGCUCUCUGCCUCCUCUUCUCUUGCUCGUUCGCUCGUGCUUGCCCUCGCUCUCUGACUCUCUCUUGCUCUCGCUCGCCCUCCGGCUCUCGCUGCCUGCCUCUCGCCCUCGCUCUCUGCCUGACUGCCUCUCUCUUGCUCUCGCUCGCUCUCGCCCUCGCCCCCACGCUCGCUUGGCCAGUCGGCUUCGCCCUCUUGCUCGCUGCCCUGCCUCUGAUUCAGGUCUUCGUUUUACCCCCCCAAACUUCCAGAUUUGCUUCAUUCGAGCCCAGCCCCCCCACCUAAAUUCUUGGAUCCGCCCCUGUUGCUCCCUGUGCCUCAUUCGCCCCCUGAGAGAGAGAGAGAGAGAGAGAGAGAGAGAGAAUGCUGGACAUAAAUCUCUUUAGGGAAGAUAAGGGCUACAAUCCAGAAAUCAUACGUGAAUCUCAGCGCCGUCGAUUUGCUAGCGUUGAUCUUGUCGAUGAGGUCAUUCGCCUCGACAAGGAAUGGCGACAGCGUCAAUUUGAGUUUGAAACUCUCAGGAAAGAUUUCAACAAGAUAAACAAAGAAGUCGGCAGGCUUAAAAUUGCUGGUGAGGAUGCAAGUGAAAUGAUUAAAAGUACCGAGGACAAUAAAGAGUUGACUGCCAAAAAAGAAGUAGAGGUCCAAGAGGCCCGGGCAGCACUGUAUUCCAAAUUGGAAAUAAUUGGAAACCUUGUCCAUGAUUCUGUUCCAGUAAGCAAUGAUGAGGCAAAUAAUGCUAUAAUUCGAUCUUGGGGAGAGAAAAGGUCAGAAUCCAAUUUAAAGAAUCAUGUUGAGCUGGUUGAACUUCUUGGAAUUGCUGAUUCGAAGAAAGGUGCUAACGUAGCAGGAGGCAGAGGUUUCUAUCUGAAAGGUGAUGGUGUGCGCCUUAAUCAAGCUUUAAUUAACUUUGGUCUUGAUUUUUUGGAGAAAAGAGGAUUCACUGCAUUGCAGACUCCAUUCUUCAUGAGGAAAGAUAUCAUGGCAAAGUGUGCUCAAUUAGCACAAUUUGAUGAAGAACUUUACAAGGUAACUGGUGAGGGAGAUGACAAAUAUUUGAUUGCUACAGCUGAGCAGCCACUCUGUGCUUAUCAUCUAGAUGAUUGGAUCCAUCCAUCACAGCUACCACUAAGAUAUGCUGGGUACUCGUCUUGCUUCCGUAAAGAAGCUGGGUCACAUGGUCGGGAUACUCUUGGAAUUUUCCGGGUUCAUCAAUUUGAGAAAGUGGAGCAGUUCUGUAUUACCAGCCCAAACGGCAAUGAAUCUUGGGACAUGCAUGAGGAAAUGAUUAAAAACUCUGAGGAGUUUUACAAGAUGCUAAAAUUACCCUAUCAAGUUGUUGCCAUUGUAUCUGGUGCUUUAAAUGAUGCAGCAGCAAAAAAGUACGAUUUGGAGGGAUGGUUUCCUGCAUCCAGUACUUACAGGGAGCUUGUGUCAUGUUCAAAUUGUACUGACUAUCAGUCCAGGAGAUUGGAGAUUCGAUAUGGACAGAAAAAGAGUAACGAGCAGGUGAAGCAGUAUGUUCACUUGUUGAACUCGACCCUAAGCGCAACAGAGAGGACGAUGUGCUGCAUACUUGAGAAUUACCAGAAGGAGGAGGGCGUUGAGGUACCGGAGGUCCUGCGAGAAUUCAUGGGUGGGAAGACCUUCCUGCCCUUCUUGAACAACAACAACCCGGCCACCAAAGAAGCCAAGGGGAAGAAAUCCAAGGCCUAACCAAAAGGUAAAUUGAAGAUUGUGUUUUUCACCUUAUUGUGUCCCUUUGAUGACUGACAUACAUACGCAUAUUUUGGAUUAUUAUAAGAUGGAUGGAACCUUUCUUCUUAGUGGCUGUGGCUGUGGUUCCCUUAGACAAUGUUAAAUGAAAAUUUGAGAGAGUAUGCUGUAAUUGUAUGCUCUAUUUGAUGCUUUGAUGAAACAAACUAAUUUUAUUAAAA